Messenger RNA from Pestalotiopsis fici W106-1, 858 nucleotides. RefSeq lists its product as uncharacterized. Bases 1 to 858 code for a protein of 285 amino acids. Gene Ontology annotation, cellular component: mitochondrial inner membrane. The transcript has 4 exons. NCBI's taxonomy places the organism in Eukaryota, Fungi, Ascomycota, Sordariomycetes, Amphisphaeriales, Sporocadaceae. The record is from RefSeq and is a predicted model, not a curated record. Gene Ontology annotation, molecular function: copper ion binding.
AUGAAUUCCAUGCCACGGAUGUUCGCGCGCUCGCUCCAGCAGUCCGUGCCGUCCGGCCGGGCGUGCUCGUCCUGCCUCCGUGCCAUGCGCCAGUCCCGGGCGCAGCUGCAGCAGCUCGAGAGCUCGGCAUCGCGAAGAUACCUAUCCAACAGCUCACCCAAGAGGGCCACGCCCCAGCAAACACCUCCGCCACAACCUUCGAGACAACAGCAACAACGAGCUGCGACGCCGGACCUUGACAGGCUGAAGGAGUACUACAGGCAUAAGAACCACACGGGACUGAACUACAUUCUCAGUAUCAUUCUCGGCACCGUAGCCUUUAGCUAUGGCAGUGUGCCCAUGUACAAGAUGAUUUGUCAGACAACUGGCUGGGGUGGACAGCCAGUGCGAGCACCAGGCCACGGGCCGAGCGGCGACUCCAUCGACCCGUCGACACGGCUGGUGCCGGUAGAGGACGCAAAGCGCAUCCGCGUAACCUUCAACGCCUCCGUGUCCGACAUCUUGCCGUGGAAGUUCACGCCGCAGCAGCGCGAGGUGCGGGUGCUUCCCGGCGAGACGGCCCUCGCUUUUUACACGGCCACCAACACGUCAGACAAGGACAUUAUCGGCGUCGCCACGUAUAGCGUCACGCCGGCCCAGACGGCCCCCUAUUUCAGCAAGAUUCAAUGUUUUUGCUUUGAGGAGCAGCGUCUCAAUGCCGGCGAGACGGUCGAUAUGCCCGUCUUCUUCUACCUGGACCCUGAUCUGCUCAAUGACCUCAACAUGAGGGGUGUUGAGACGGUGACUCUCAGUUAUACCUUCUUUAAGGCGAGGUAUGAUGACAAUGGUAACUUCAAAAAUAUCGCGCCAGCUUCAUAG